Argiope bruennichi is the source of this 3082-nucleotide messenger RNA. RefSeq names its product solute carrier family 35 member G1-like. The transcript is spliced from 2 exons. Lineage: Eukaryota; Metazoa; Arthropoda; Arachnida; Araneae; Araneidae. The record is from RefSeq and is a predicted model, not a curated record. The coding region runs from base 242 to 1312 and encodes 356 amino acids. Gene Ontology annotation, cellular component: membrane.
AUUGCGGCCAAAGUUCACGCCAAAAGUGUGGUUAGACGCCGCUUUUACCCAAUCUUUGAUACGUACAGCAACUGGAGGAAGAGUCUCUGAAAUUAUGACCUGCCCAAGUGAACAUUUUAUAUCACAAAAUAUCUUCAGAAGGAUACCGUUGGUGAAAGUCGAAGAAUAAUCUGUUUUAGGACGUACUGGAGUAAAAUUUUCUGGAUCUAUUUCAGGACCUCUCGAGAGAAAACCUCGGAAAAUGUCCAUUUGGGAUGAGAUCACGCUGAGAUUAGGAAACCCUGUCGUGGACAACAGGGUUGAAAAACCGUCAGUUGCUCAGACAAAUAACAGCAUGAAAGAAAAAUCCAAACCGGACAAAAAGAAAAGGACUAAAUCGAUUAUUAUCGGUCUCACCUACGGAUUAUUUUCUGGGUUUUUCUUCGCCUGUUGCGCCGCCAGUGUCAAGUAUCUCAGUGACCUCGACCCCGGUCAGGUAGCUUUCUACCAGUACAUAGCCAUCACCGUUUUCUCCUUGCCAAUGGUGAUAAGGGAUGGUGGUAAUGUUUUUGGACCGAAAUCAGUCACCAAGUACUGGUUUCUUUUGUGUGGUAUCUUCGAUGCUUUCACCGUCUAUCUGUCUUUCAUGUCCUUCAGGUACCUACCGUUAUCAGAUGCCACCGUUAUCACUUCCAGCAUCCCCGUUUUUGUGACUGUCGCAGCCAGGAUAUUCCUUAAAGAGAAAUGCGGCACAUUCCAAGUUUUCGCAAUUAUUAUUUCCGUAGCAGGGGUAGCCCUCGUCAGCAAGGUGCCUCUUUUGAUGGCCAGCAGGACAGAUGUGUAUACUCGAGAGAGUGUUAUAGGCCUACUGGCUUCUUUAGGAUCCAUGGCCACUGAAAGUGGCGUGUACCUGGUUCUGAGAAAGCUCCAUAAUGUCAAUGUGUUCAUCAUCCUGUUUAAUUUUGGAGUGGUGGCUACUUUCAUCAAUGCUCUUCUCACGAUAUCAUUCGGGGAAUUUUCAUUAACGGCUUGUGGACCUCAACAAGCAUUUGUGGUGGCCGUUGGUGCCUUCAGCUUCCUCAGUCAAUUAUCUCUCACUAAGGCCUUGGAGAUAGAAGAGGCUGGACCAGUAUCUGUUCUAAUGGCAGCCGGAGACAUCAUACUGGCUUUCAUUUUUGACAUGACCUUCUUCCAAGAUACUCCGGAUAUUUACACCAUUGGAGGAACAGUUCUUGUUAUAACGUCUGUCAUGUUGGUUGGUUUUAAGAAGUGGCUGGAUGGUAGCAGCAAGAAUUCUUACUUGAAGAUUAAGUUCAUGAAAAUGUUGCUGUAAGAACUCUAUCGGAAGAUCAUUCAUGUUUCUGUGUUACAACUGAUAUUUAUAAGUAGUUGAAACUUCGAUGAUUAUUUACUGUGUACACCAGGACAUUUACUUCGUAAUUAGAGCGAAUUUAGUUGUACGUAGUGAUGCACUCAGUGACGAUAUUGUGAUCAAAAGCUUUGAAGCAUCCUAGCAUCUUUAAAAAUUGGCUUUAAUCGGGAUCCAUUAAUUGUCUAAACUUUAAUAUUUUGGAUCCUCGUCUUCUGUUAAAUCGUCAAAACUCAGUUGUAUCGUCAUUUUAGAACUGCACAAUGAUGCUGAAUGUUAAUGGAAUAUUUAAUGCGGUUUUUUCAUUUCGAACUUUAUGUUCAAUGAUGUCUCAUUUUAAGAGCGUGAACAUUUAGAGGUUGUAAAUAAGUUGGUUCGAUUUUCUAAUGUAUUUCAAAAUGUACAAUCUUCUUUAACAUAGCCCAUCAAAACAUCUUAACACGUAUAAUGAAAUCUCAAUACGUGACUUACAGUAUUAGAAAUACUUACUUUUUGUGUGUGUUAUAUUUUAGAACUAUUUUAAUGUUUUUAUUGCUUCAAAAAAUAGACUUCUACUUUUCUUCAGGGUUUAUGAAAUUUCCUCCAUAAAUGUAAGCUCCACUCUUCUGCAAGAAACUUCUUUUAAGAAUAUACACAUAUGUUUCAGGAAUUAACUUCCCCAGAAAGUAAUGGGCAUUAAAAAUUAUCUUGUAUAUACUCUGUGUAUUCUGUACACACAGAGACUUUCUUUUUAAACAGUCGUAGCAUUAAAUUGAUUAAAAAUUAAUAAAUCAGGCGACAGAAUUAAAAAAAUGGCUCUUUUAGGAUGUGUUUGGAAGAAAAUUGUGAAUGAAAAGUUUAGCUGAUUUUAUUACUUAGCUAGAAAAGUGUUUCAUUAAAAACAUUCAUGGAACAUUUUUUCUAAAAUUUUGACAUUACUUGGUUUUUCGAUAAAUUCUUAAAAUGAAAAAAAGUAAUUAUAGCAUUAUGAAAUCAAAAUAUCAUUAGUAUUGUAAAUUUCAAUUUAAAAAUACAUUUCAUUAUAAUUUUUUCAAACUUUUUAAGGAUGAAAUGCAAUUUUCGUUACUGAGAUUUUUCAGCAGACAUUUAAUACGAUUCUUUAGUAUUUGUUUGAAUUUUUUUUUUUUUUUUUUUUGAUGUUUUCAAAUAUCUCAUCCUGAAACAAAAGUAGGUAUGGAGUAUUAUGAAGUUAAUAUAUAUAUAUUUCAUAUUUUUUUGUGGUAUUUUGUUUACGUUAAUGAACUGAAAAAUAUAAAUCAAAAUUGGUGCAAGGGCAUAAAAGUCAAUGAAAACAAACGAAUUCAUAUUCAUGAAAUUAACAGAUUCUAGUUUUAAAAAAAUGACACUACUUUAAAAAAUACAAAAUGUAUAAAAAAAAUUCCGUUAUAAAAUUAUAACAUGCAUGAUUUUUUUUUUUUUGUCUAUGUGAAAAACUUGAUAGUAAAAUUAUUGGACACAACAAUUCAAAACUUAAUUUGUAAAAUUAAAUCAAUUAACCAAAUUUGAUUACGCCAGCUAGAUUAGGUAAUAAAAAAAAUUCUGAAAAGAUAAUCAUUUUAUUAUCAGUUCAGACAAAAAUUUUCAGCAAGAGGAUUAAUUAUUGGUAUGGUUAAACUUGACAUUCAAUUAAUUGAAAAUAUUGUUCCAGUAUUUAUUAAAUACCGAGUUUCCUAACGUGUUUUGUUAUAAUAGAUAAUAUUUAAUACUUGUUGAGAAAUAGUUCCAAUUUUUCAA